Molecule: messenger RNA, 3150 nt
Organism: Geodia barretti
Lineage: Eukaryota; Metazoa; Porifera; Demospongiae; Tetractinellida; Geodiidae
Source: the annotation of a GenBank genome assembly
AGAUAGAAAACUGAAGUGAAAAAGUAUCGCUGCGAGCAGGGUUCGAACCUGCGCGGGGAAACCCCAUUGGAUUUCAAGUCCAACGCCUUAACCACUCGGCCAUCACAGCAGAUGCGUAAUCGGCGGCCAAACUUCCCCUUUAUAACAUUGCUCUCGGAAAAUGGCGGCACUUGCUGCUCUUCUCCCUGCACGAGCUGCGCUGGAGACUUAUCUUGGCUUUCUGGAAACCUCUGACUCGAAUACAGAGAAGGAGAGUAGUGUGACUCCAAAUAUCGACAGAGUCUUGCGGGGAGGCCGACAGCAGCGCCAUACGGAUGGAGGAGAGAGGAGGGAGAGAGGGGGAGGGGCUAGCUCCAGUACGACUGCUAAUGGAGAAGAGGGAGACUACGAACAGAGACUAAUGCAGCUGGAGAGACAGCUCUCAGAGCUACUGCAGAAAAGCAAGACUGCACAGAGGAAAAUACCGGGUUCCAGUAAGCCACACCCACCUGAAGUGUCAAAUUCAUCCAGUACUGAGUCAUGUGAUGAAGAUCCUCCAACUCUCCUCUCCCGUGAACCUCAGCCGUCAGCCACCACCUCUUCUUCCCAGUCACAGCUGAGAGCAGCUGGUGUCCAGGGAGAAGAGGGGAGAGAAGAGAGGAGUAGUGGGGAAGACGGUGCCGGAGAGGAGAGGUCGCACGGCUCAGUGGGACAGGAACGGGAGGAGAAAGGCGAGGAAUGAAGGUGGCGGGAAGAGGCAGAAGGGAGGUGCUGUGGUGGUGCUGAAAGAAAGUGGCGGAGAAAGGGGAGAGGGAGAGAUAGAAAAAGUCAGCUCCAUUCAGCAGGACCACCAGACGAAGACACAGCUGACUCUAGAGACUCAGAAACAGCAGGAGACCCGCCAAAGCAACACUCAACUCAAAAUGGUGUCCAGACAGUUGGAGGAAGAGUGUGAGAGAAGAACAAAAGCUGAGAAAGUUGCCUCUCGUCUGGUGGAGCACGUGAGGUCGCUGCAGACGCAGCUGGAGGAGAGCCGGAGGCAACACGAGGGAGCUGUGGUGAGGGUCGCCAGGCUGGAGGAAGAUCUGAGGAAGGAGAGGGAGAGAGGUGAGGCGAGGGAAGAGGAGGGGAAGAAGACAGAGGAGUUGCUGGCUGGGCUCCAUGGAGAGCUGGAGGCUGCGAGGCAGAGGGUGGCAGAGGGAGAGAGGAAGGUGAGGGAGAAGGAGGAGGAAGCCAGUAGGAGAGAAGCCAAGCACACUGCGGAAGUCACAGAGCUGGUGAGCCUAAGAUAAUCUAUCUACUGUUCAGUGAGAAUUUCAUGUAGAUUUUCUAUCAAAUUUUUAUCCCUCAAGCGUUUCCUGCUACUACACACAAUAAAUAAGCAUACACACACAAAGACACCUACAUACGUAGGUAGGCUUUGAUCCAUUGACAAACUAAAAACUUGUGCAAAGCAGUGCAGCAGGAAGUUUUAGUUGAUGUGUUGACUGUGUGUUGCAUGGUAUACAUGUAUAGUUGGGUAGAGUGCGAGGGGCGGAGGUUGCGUCGUUGGGCUACCAGAGAGAGACAGAGAUGGCGCAGACAUCGCUGACUGAGAUGAGAAGGCAGCUGCAGGACAUGCAGGAACUGCUGGCAACAAGAGAGAGGGACCAUCAGAAGGCUCUGCAGAACUGUAAGCCGCUGGACGGGCCAGAGGUUCGCGAAGUGGUGAGGUGUAAGGUCGAGGAUGAGAGGAGGAGGGGGGAGGAGGUCGUGGAGACACACAGACUGCGGCUGGCCGACCAGCAAAAGGCCUACCAGGCUCUCGAAGAUGAGUUCAGGAUGGCACUACGAAUUGAGGCCUCGCGCUAUCAGGAGCUGAGGCAGAGUUUUGAGGCUGUGCAGGCUCAAGUGGAGGGAUAUCAAACUGCGGCUGAGUCGGCUCUGAGGAAGGAGCAGAAGGCGACGGCCAUGGUGGUUGAACUGACUGCUAUUGUGAGGGAGCAGAGAGGGAGGCUGGCCGAGCUGACUAGAGCCAGGCAGGACACCACCAAGGAACUGAAGGAGAGGGUUGGUGAGUUGGAGGCUGAGGUGCGGGAGAAACACAAGUUAGAAGUCAGAGUACAACCCCUGAUUGAGGAGAACGCUAGUCUCAGUUCCCAGCUGUCGGCACAGGGCUCAGUGAUGGACGGGCUCCGAGGAGAGAGGGAGCUGUGGAGCCGAGAACUGGCCCAGCAGGGGGCGGAGCUUGCGCAGGAUCGCGGCCGAAUGGAGGCUCAGAUUGAGGCCCUCACCAGCGAAACUGCCUUACUCAGAGAGGAACUGCAACAUGCUAGAGAUGCAGUGAGAGUGAAAGAGAAGGUGAUGGCGGACCAGCAGGCCUCCAUAUCACAGCUGAAGGAGGCGCUGGUUGCGAGGGAGAGGGAGGGAGAGGAGGCCCGGGAGGACUGGGAACAUGAACAACAGUCUCUCCAACUGCAGCUGGAUCAGGAACAAGAGUCUUCAGCCCACUUACAGGAUGAGCUGUUGGCAGCAGUGGAGAGGAAGGCACAGCUGAAAGAAGAGCUGGCAGCUGUCAAAGACGAGCUUGCCCAGUCCAAGGAAAAGUACAGCAAGCUGCGUGGAGAGUGGGAGGAGAGGGUUAAAGUCAUUGGGAGCCUGGAGGAGAGUCUGGCAAAGGUUCAGAGCACCUUCUCUGAGAGCGAGAGAGGUCUGGUGAGGGAGAAAGAGGAGGCAAGCCAGAGAGCCAGUCUGGCUGAAGAGGGACUGAGGGAGUGUGAGGCCGCUAGUAGGCAACAGCUGGAGGCUCAGAAGGCAUCACAUGAGAGUCAUGUGACCCAGCUGACCAAGAGGAAAGACCAACAGAUUGAGGCAGCUCAGCAGAAGGUGAGGGAGACUGAGGAGGAGAUGAGGCAGCUACUGGUGGAGGUGGCGAAGGAGAAGAGGGCCAUGGAGACCAGAGCCCAGCGCCUGUCUCUAGCUCUCCAGCAACUACAGCAAGACUUCUCCCACUAACCAUCACCAGCUACAGAAAGACUUGCAUUCACCAUUAUCAUCUGAAACUCUACCCUCUCUUUAACAGUACCGCGCAUGAGCAGUGCGCCGAGGGUUUUGCACCAAAAAUGAAGGUUCAGAGCACCAAAAUAGAAUUAGGAAGCAAAACUCGUGAGCUGCUUUUCUUUAUGCAAGGCA